AUGCGCAAAGGAAACAAAGUGACCCGAGUCUGUUUAAUUCGUGUGCACGAUCAUAUUAUCAUUCUGGAUUCCCAAAAGAGGACUUACUUAGACAUCUACAAGAUGGAUUUGGCGGAGACAAUGAAGAGCGUACUGGCUAAAAGUACGGGCAGUUCCAGUGGCGCGGCUAGUACUUCCAGCUCGGCAACCCCGCACGGUGCCGAGGGAUAUGUCACAGAAAAGUUAUAUAUGCUACUGCAACUCUAUCUACAGAAUAAAGGCUGGAGUCCGAGCAUAGAACUUUUACAGUGCUUUAGUGAUCUGAAAGAAUCUUCCAUGCUACCUAGUGCUGCUUAUUUACAAAUGAUGGCUUCAAGAGUGGGUUUAGACACACAAGGUAGACUGAUACUUCGUGAGAAUGGCAAAAUAAUAUUGCCUUAUGAGCAUUUUGCCAAUGCUGUGAUGUUGAAGCACAUGAAUGGACCUCAUGGACUUCAUCUAGGAUUAGAAGCUACUGUCAGAGCUGUUGUAGAAUCAUAUACCAUAGGGCGGGAGCAAUUUGGAAUGGAGAAGGAGUUCAUUGUAGAAGUAGUUCAGAACUGCCCUAACCCUGCUUGCCGGUACUACAAAAAUCAACUGGAAAUGACACAGAAGUCAAUACAGCAACAUUUGUCUCAGCAGCCUACAUACAUACCUGAUGCGGGUGCGUCAAGUCUUCCUGACAACCAGGCAGUCGAACGCUUAUUGCGGAGCACUGCCUUAGCACAAGAUUAUCAGCUUCCUCUUACACCCCACCUUGCCGCGCUCAGUAGUCUGUCAGGCGAUAAAUCUGAUCGUCGCAGUCAGGAUAAGUUGACACAACAUCAACAAAUGCUUCUUCAGCAUCAGAAUAGGUCACUAGGUCACCAAUCAUCGAUUGACAAGUAUGGACACUCACAGCAACGUUCAUCUGGAUCUUCACAAGCCGGCCUCGAUUCCAAGUCUAAACAUCAUUAUAGUGAUGAACAUAAACUGACAGACUUUUUGAGAGCGAACUUGGAUAGCUUGGAGUCGCUGUCCGGAGGCGUGAGCGCAGUGGGCCCUGUAGCCCACAGCGAGCGCAGCGGGGCGAGCGCGGGCGCGGCGGGCGCGGGGGGCGCGGUGGGCGGGGCGGGCGGCGGGGCGGGCGGCCAGGAGCGCGUGGUGCGCGCCUUCGCCGAGCUGGCGCGCAACCUGCAGCGCAUGCGGCCCUGCGUGCGCCCCGCCAUGUGCAAGCCCUACGGCAAGCAGAGCGAACAGUUGCAGAAAAUUCUGUUGGACACUAUUCAGUUGGUCCAGUCACUGCGAAGCUACUUGCCGCCGCCACACAUCCAAGUCACAUCAUGGAAAAAUGAUGAUAAACUUCGCUCAAACAACAUGGAGGAAUUGGAGAGCCGCAAGAUAGUGAGCGGCAACUAG
Molecule: messenger RNA, 1416 nt
Organism: Arctia plantaginis
Lineage: Eukaryota; Metazoa; Arthropoda; Insecta; Lepidoptera; Erebidae
Source: the annotation of a GenBank genome assembly